AACUUAUUUUAACCCCUUCUAAUUUGAUCAAACCACCUUAUUGAUAUCCCUACCCUCACUUCCUAAAAGGAAGAGUUGUAGAAUUUUGCUCAAAAACAAAAACUAAAAAAAGAAAGAAAAAAAAGAGAGACGGUUUUCUUCAAGGCAACAAGCGUCAACAGAAGCAGCAACCUUAAAGGGUUGAAAUCGGGAAAGACAGUAAAUAGUGGAGCUGAAAUGGAUCCGUUGGAGGGUGUGAAGGAGGGAGGAAGUAUGGAAGAAGUAGCUUUGUGUAACUCGCAAGGAAAAUUGAUAUUUGGGAGGUACUCUGAUGCAGAAAUGUUAGCUCAGCUGAAAAAACUUGCUCUAGAUCCUUGUGAUUCAAAUGUAUCACGUCAGGGAAUUCGACCAUUAUGGAAUCAGAUGCUAAGAGUGCGAGAUGUUAUGGCUCUUGCUGAUAAUGACUGUUCGUGGAAGAAAAGAAAACUUCAACAGUUUGUGAAAGGUCAGUUGAGAUCUGCUUCUGGACUUCCAGCAGAGAAAUUUAACCAGAAAAGUAAAUCAAAAGUACGUAGAGGACAAGGGCAUUUUUCUCAUGCCUCCGGUAUUUCCUGCUUGCUUAAUUCAGUUAACUCUGCAAAAAGUUCUCCCCAAAAAAAUUUAUCAAGUUCGCACAGUGCAUGUAGUUUACUGGCAUUCGAGGACAAUUUUCAAGAGCAGUUAUCUUCAGAAUUCUCCCUCCAGAAUGAUGCAAAAGAUUUUGGUCCUACCAGCAAGGAUUUGUCUUCCUUAGUUGAUUCCGAUGAGUCAGUAAAUGGUUCAGACCUGAUGAGUCGUGAUAAUCGGACCCCUUCCGUUGCCUCCUUGCUGACCUUGGAUGAUGCAAUUCAUAAUUCAAGCUUGUUGUCUGUGAAAGGAUCAAGAAGCAGAUCUCUACAACCGCCUCGUCAAUCCUUCAGGUUGCUGAACUUCAUUGGCGACCGACUUCAGAGAUUUGUUAUUCCAGUGGGGCCUCGUUUCCAAGCUGAAGUUCCAGACUGGAUGGAACCAGCAGACAAGGAUGACAUUAAUAGUAAAGCCAUGGACUCUGAAGAUUCAAGAUGGUUAGGCACCCUAGUUUGGCCUAUUGAAAUCGGGAAUAUGGAAGUGUCUUCUAGACCAAUUGGAAGAGGGAGACCUCACUCCUGCUCUUGUCGGUCUCCAGGAACCACUAACUGUGUCAAUCGCCACAUUCUUGAGGAAAGGCUAAUUCUGCAAUGUGACCUUGGCCCUGCUUUCUUCAGUUGGAAAUUUGAUGAAAUGGGAGAGCAAGUUUCGAAGGCAUGGUCAUCCAAGGAAAAAGCGGCCUUUGAGUCAUUGGUCAAAAGGAAACCACAACCAAGUGGAAAGAACUUUCUGAAGCAUGCAGUAAAGUCCUUACCACAAAAGACUAGGAAAACCAUCGUCAACUAUUACUUCAAUGUUUUCAUCCCCCGACAAUUGAGCGUACAGAAUAGGUCAUCCAAUAACUUAGUCAAUAUUAGUGAUGAUUUUGCUGAUGACAUUAAUGAUACAGGCAUGCAUAAAGGAAGUGAAGGCCAGAGACCUGAGGGUUUGAAAAGUCGAUACCUAUGUCGGCCAAUUUAGUCCCUGGAAGUAGAUUAUCUAACAGGUUAUUUCCUCCUUUCAGGAUGUUUGAUAGGAGUGAACCUUUCGAUACAAGUAUGAUAUCUUAACCAUGUUAAUAUCGGUUCAGUGAAGAUCAUUUGUUCAGCACAUUUUUGGUCUAUGGCGUUUGUUCUACAUAGAUUUGAGUAAAGAAAUGUCUAUUUAGUAUUAAUCCAUGGUACUUGUUCUAGCAUGAAGUGUUCUGUGACUAUUGGGUUCAAUUUCUUCAACUUAGACGAUCUACUCCAGCAGUAAACAUUGAAUGGGAAUUUACUGUACUUCCGUUUAAGAAUUGGGUUUUUAAUUAUUUUUUGUUUGCCCUUCUCA
Molecule: messenger RNA, 1953 nt
Organism: Nicotiana attenuata
Lineage: Eukaryota; Viridiplantae; Streptophyta; Magnoliopsida; Solanales; Solanaceae
Exons: 3
Coding region: 217-1605 (462 amino acids)
Source: RefSeq, a predicted model, not a curated record